AAAAAAAAAAAAAGCAAGAUAGGAAAAUUAACCUCAACAGCAGCCCUCCUCCCCCAAAAUUCACGUUUUCUCUCCCUCCAACUUUGACGCCCUUGACGACGCUACAACUCCUGCCCAAAAAAAACCCCCAACAACCUCCGUACAGCGUCGGGAAGGUCAAAUCCCCUCCGCCCGCAGAGCUCCGGAGCAGCCCGCGGUGCUCGCUCGACUUCCCCUCCGCCGCAGCUGCUGCAGGGGUGGAACCAGGACCGACCCGCGCCGAGAGUUCCGCUGUGUUCCAGCCGCCUCUCUCGCUCCAUGCACCGGCGUAGAGUCUGGACGCAGUCCGCCUGCUGUGGAGAGAUAGACCCCCGCCGCUGAGUCGACCCCCGUCGAGACAGUGUGAUGUAGCUCGCCUCCCCCUGGUGGGCUGCGAGGGCAUGAGACUGCGAGGAGGGCGGGAUUUCAACCCUGACUUGCCUCUGGAACUGGCCCCUCCUCCUCCGCCUCCUCUUCCCCGUCCUUCUAUUGGCUGGUUACCCGGCGUCCUCACCAAAGGUGUACGCCUCCGUCUGCGCUUGGAUCGCAGUGACGACCGGGGGCGGGGCUGCUGGCAGCUGGUGGACUUGGAGGCGGCGUCAGAGCCAAUUGGGCGUAGACUGAGGAGCGGGGCCCCCGACACCUGCGCACAAAGUCUGAUGAGUACCCUGUCUGCUGGCUCAGAGAUGCAGACUCCCGCUCUAGGCCCACAGUUCAUGGCCGGGCCACAGGGUAAGGUACCAGGCAGGAAGAGAGGACGGCCUCCGAUCCGUAAGCUGGAGUUCCAGAGCCACUACAUUGAGCCUAUGAUGCCUCUCAAGGUCCCGAAGAAGAGAGGCAGGAAGCCUGGCUUUAAGCUGAAGCCCAGGAUGGUGAUGUCCCCACUAGCCAACUCUCCUCCCAGCAGCACACCAGAACCUGAGAUGGGCUCCCUCCCGCAGGAUGCUGCUAUCGUCCCCCACUCUGCCACACCUCAAGUCCUGACAGGAGAGACGGCAAUGCCUGGUGACUUCCUGUGUGAUCCACCAGUGGACUCCAAGCGGUACGCCGUAGACCCCAGUGACUCCGCCUUCAAUGUCAUGACGUCACAGUACCCGCUGAAACACUCCUAUGGUUACCGUGGCAGCAGCUGCUCCGCUCCGAUGGGCUUGUGCAGACAGGCGUCGAGCCCAGCAAGCUUCCAGGACGGAAACAGGAAUGCGUACAGUCCGAUGCCCGACUCUGGAGAUUGCAAGCGUCCUGCCGGUAAGGACCCUUCCCGCUGGGGUGUGGAGGACGUCGUCUGGUUCAUCAAAGAUGCUGACCCCCAAGCCCUGGGACCCCACGCUGAAGCAUUCAGGAAGCAUGAGAUAGACGGAGACGCUCUGCUCUUGCUGAAAAGUGAGAUGAUGAUGAAGUAUCUGGGACUGAAGCUGGGACCUGCCCUCAAACUCUGUUACCACAUCGACAGGCUCAAACAGAAUCGGUCAUGAUUCUCUGAGGAGGAGCCAAAUUCAUCACCGCCGCUGGCUAAAACUGUCCCACAGUGGAUUCUCUCUCAAAGUCUCUCAGCCAUCAGCAACACAUUGUGAACGCCUUUGGAUCCAGAAUCGAUUAUUUUUCAUCUUGAUCAUCGGCUACAGGGCAUCUGAAUGGCUUCAGAUUGUAAAUAGCUCGGCUCCACACGAUUGCUAUAUCAAAACUUGUAUUGACGUCCACGCUGCAGUCUGCACACAGCUUACGAAGACACAGGAGCUUCACAAACUCGUAUGGUGCUUUACCUCUUUAUCAUAUUUAAACUGAAACAAGUCGUCGGGCUCAGGCUCAAUGCUGCUGCAGUUUUAAAAUAGUCGUUUUGUGAGUUAGUUUUGUUGUUAACUGAUGAUAAUGUUGAGCCAGGUAUCACUCCGCGACACAAACUGUAACAAUUAUCUGGUCUCUGGAGGUACUCAAAUUGUAGCUUGCUUAAGUCACUGUUGAGUAAAUCCAAAUCAAAUCCUGACCCGAGGAUUUUUCAUCAAGGUUUUAUCUGAAUAUUGCAAUGUGAAAUGAAAAACUGCAUCAGAAACUUUGUUGUGAAACAAAGUAAUUUGCUUACACAAGCAUGUUUUUAACCACAAACCACAGCACAACAGUGAAGCGAUAAGGCGUGAUCACAGUUGCACGUAGUCACACAGCGCUCACAGUGACAGGAAGGAGUGGAGACGUCGGCAGAUGCCGGGUUCUAGUAAAUCAUAUAUCAUGUGACAUUCGCUGGUGUUGAAAUGACAAUAUUGCAGUCUACCUUGCGAGACUUUUUUGUUUUAUUUGAGGUUGCAAAGUAGCAUGAGAGAAAGCAACUUGUAGCAAACUUGGUGCUCACUGAAACCGUUGCUGCCACUACAGCCACAACACUUUAACAGAUUAAUCAACUCGUACACUUCAUCACUGUCUCUUCCAGAUAAAGCUACAGUUUACAUUCCUCUCAUGCAAUACCUCGUCAGUCAUUUUGAAUAUAAAUAGUAAAGCAGUUUUUGGUCUGCUGACUAUAAAAAAAAAUUACUAUUAAGUAAAACUCGAGCAUUAAGAGUAACUUUUUCUUUGUUCAUUUUUGCAGCCACCAGAAACAGUUUUGUCAUAUAAGAUUGUGCAAACGACAACUUGCAAACACAUUAAUAACCGGUCACACGCAGUAUAUGACAAACCUGUACAACUUGCUUAGUUUGAAACUGACUGUACAGUACUUGUUACUCACUUUAAUAUUUUGUGUUCAACGUGUUUUUGCUUAACAUUGUUAAAGUCAGUGUGCCACAGACUUAUGUGAGUGCAGCAUGUAUGUCUAUGUAUGAAGUCUGUAUUUUUGGACCGUCUUCAGCCCUAGUGAGCUAUUGGCUGCAUUAAAUGUUCACAUUUCUAAUUUUCUAAUUUCUGAUCAGAUAAAUUGAUUUCGGUGGAUAUGGUGAAUUUCUUUUUUGUUUUUCUUCAAAUCAUCUGUGAGCCACAUUUAAUUAAUUUUGACUCUCAGAUGACACUCCUUUUUCUUUUUAAUACAAUGUUUUUUAAAGCAUACCUUUUUCAGACAAAA
Molecule: messenger RNA, 3061 nt
Organism: Acanthopagrus latus (yellowfin seabream)
Lineage: Eukaryota; Metazoa; Chordata; Actinopteri; Spariformes; Sparidae
Gene: scml4
Product: Scm polycomb group protein like 4
Exons: 7
Coding region: 420-1490 (356 amino acids)
Molecular function (GO): protein binding
Source: RefSeq, a predicted model, not a curated record